Orycteropus afer afer is the source of this 3858-nucleotide messenger RNA. The record is from RefSeq and is a predicted model, not a curated record. Lineage: Eukaryota; Metazoa; Chordata; Mammalia; Tubulidentata; Orycteropodidae.
AUGCUAAGAGAAUUCGAGAGCCGCUUUCAGAAGCAAGCAACCAGAACUGUAGCCUCUUCAGUUAAAACACGUAUGCAGAAACUUGCAGAGCAACGGCGCCAUUGGGAAAACACUGAUAUGACAGAUGAUAAACCUGAAAGCUCUCUCUUCUCCUCAAUGCCAUCAGAAGAAAAGGCUGCCUCCCCUCCCAAACCGCCCCAUUCAGAUGCCUUGGCAACUCCAGUUGGGAGAAGGGGCCGGCUGGCCAACCUUGCUGCAACUAUUUGCUCUUGGGAAGAUGAUGUAAAUCACUCAUCUGCAAAGCAAAACAGUGGACAAGAACAGCCUGGUACCACUUGUUUAUCCAAAUUUUCCUCUGCAAGUGGAGCAUCUGCUAGGAUCAAUAGCAGCAGUGUUAAGCAGGAAGCUACAUGCUGUUCCCAAAGGGAUGGUGAUGCCUCUUUGAAUAAAGCCCCAUCCUCAAGGGCUGUGGAUGCAUCUUUGAGUAAUGCCUGCAUUUCCAGCUCUGUGAGCACUACUUCUUCCCCACUUAAAUCCUCUGCUACAACCAUCACUGAUGCUAAAAAACGUGAAGUACAAAAUCCUGAGCUACUUCAAAAAAAUCCUGCUAGUCCUUUGAAAACAGAGGUAUCAAAGUCAGUUGUGGAGCCAACUGCAUCCCAAACAGUUCAAUCUAAAGAAGAACAAAAUAGAGAAAUUUGUCUACAAUCUCAUUCUAAAGACAAAUCUGCAACACCAGGAGGAGCAGGAAUAAAGCAUUUUCUGGAACGCUUUGGGGAGCGUUGUCAAGAACACAGCAAAGACAGUCCAGCUCGUAGCACACCCAAUAAAACCCCAAUUAUCACUCCAAAUACAAAGGCCAUCCGAGAAAGAUUAUUCAAGCAAAACACUUCUUCAUCUACAACUCAUUUAGAACAACAGCUCAAGCAGGAACGUGAGAAAGAACUAGCAUGUCUUCGUGGCCGAUUUGACAAGGGCAAUUUAUGGAAUGCAGAAAACUCAAGAAGCAAACAAGAAACCAAAAAGGAAAUUCACUGUCAGAACACUCCCCUCAAAAAAUCUCAAGUUGUUUCAGAGACUCUGUCACUUCCUAUAACAGAAAAGGUGACAGAAAAUCAGACACCAGCAGAAAUUUCCAGCCUAGGACCUGAAGGUUCAACUGAAUGUGAAAUGAUGAAGUCUAGCCCUUUGAAAAUAACACUGUUUUUAGAAGAAGACAAGUCCUUAAAAGUAACAUUAGACCCAAAGAUUGACCAGCAGACUGAAGUGGUACGUGAAAUUGAGAUGAGUGUGGAUGACGAUGAUGAUAUCAAUAGUUCAAAAGUUAUUAAUGACAUCUUCAGUGAUGUCUUAGAGGAAGGUGAACUAGGUGUGGAAAAGAGUCAAGAAGGGAUGGAUCAAGUAGAAGCAGAAACCAGCGAGGAACAGGAAGAUGCACUGAAUAUCUCCUCAAUGUCUCUGCUUACACCGUUAGCACAGACAGUUGGGGUAGUCAGUCCAGAGGGUUUAGUUUUCUUACCUAGAUUAGAACUGAAAGAUGCCAGCAUAAGUGAUGAAAGUCCAAAGCCAGGAAAAUUCCAAAGAACCCGUGUCCCUCGGGCAGAGUCUCGUGACAGCAUUGAUUCUGAAGAUCGUGAUCUUCUUUAUAGCAUUGAUGCAUAUAGAUCUCAAAGAUUCAAAGAAACAGAACGUCCUUCAAUAAAGCAGGUGAUUGUUCGGAAGGAGGAUAUUACUUCAAAAUUAGAUGAAAAAAGGAAUGCCUUUCCUGGUCAAGUUAAUAUCAAACAGAAAAUGCAGGACCUCAAUAAUGAAAUAAAUUUGCAGCAGACAGUGAUUUAUCAAGCUAGCCAGGCUCUUAACUGUUGUGUUGAUGGAGAGCAUGGAAAAGGAUCACUAGAAGAAGCUGAGGCAGAAAGACUUCUUCUGAUUGCAACUGAGAAGAGAACGCUUUUGAUUGAUGAAUUGAAUAAAUUGAAGAGUGAAGGACCUCAGAGAAAGAAUAAGACUAGUCCCGUAUCCCAAAGCGAAUUCAUCCCAUCCAAAGGAUCAGUUACUUUGUCAGAAAUUCGCUUGCCUCUGAAAGCAGAUUUUGUCUGCAGUACAGCUCAGAAACCAGAUGCAGCAAAUUACUAUUACUUAAUUAUACUUAAAGCAGGAGCUGAAAAUAUGGUGGCCACACCAUUAGCAAGUACUUCGAACUCUCUUAAUGGAGAUGCCCUGACAUUCACGACUAUAUUUACUCUGCAAGAUGUGUCCAAUGACUUUGAAAUUAAUAUUGAAGUUUACAGCUUGGUACAAAAGAAAGAUCCCUUAGGCCUUGAGAAGAAGAAAAAAACAUCCAAGUCCAAGGCUAUUACUCCAAAGCGACUCCUCACAUCUAUAACCACAAAAAGCAGUGUUCAUUCUUCAGUUAUGGCUAGCCCAGGUGGUCUCAAUGCUGUGCGCACCAGCAACUUUGUCCUUGUUGGCUCUCACACGCUAUCAUUAUCUUCAGUAGGAAACACAAAGUUUGCUCUGGACAAGGUACCCUUUUUAUCUCCUUUGGAAGGUCAUAUUUAUUUAAAAAUAAAGUGUCAAGUAAAUUCAAGUGUUGAAGAAAGAGGUUUUCUAACCAUAUUUGAAGAUGUUAGUGGUUUUGGUGCCUGGCAUCGACGAUGGUGUAUUCUUUCUGGAAACUGUAUCUCUUAUUGGACAUAUCCAGAUGAUGAGAAACGAAAGAAUCCAAUAGGAAGGAUAAAUUUGGCCAAUUGUACCAGUCAUCAGAUAGAACCAGCCAGCAGAGAAUUUUGUGCAAGACGCAACACUUUUGAAUUAAUUACCGUCCGACCACAAAGAGAAGAUGACCGAGAGACUCUUGUUAGUCAAUGUAGAGAUACACUCUGUGUCACCAAGAACUGGCUGGCUGCUGAUACUAAAGAAGAGCGGGAUCUCUGGAUGCAAAAACUCAAUCAAGUUCUUAUUGAUAUUCGCCUCUGGCAACCUGAUGCUUGCUACAAACCUAUUGGAAAGCCUUAAACUGUGGGACAUUUCCUUCUGCCAUACCUUGUAGAGAUUUUUUGAGCUGUGUCAUGCAUGUAUCUUAAGAAAACACUUAAGAACAUCCGAUUUGCUGAUUACAUCCUAUGCUUUAAAUGUGGAAGGACAUGUGCCAAUAUUCACUACAUAUUAUGCAGUAUUUAUAUCUUUUCUAUGUAAAUCUUCACCCUUUUCUGUCAUUCAUAAAUGAUUACAAGUAGAUUCAUUAUAGUUGAUUUUGCUAAAUCUUAAUUUAAAAGCCUCACUUUCCUAGAAAUGUAAUUGGUUAUUCAUGACAAAUUUUUUUUUUGUUUUUUAAAUAAGAAAUUUUGAGUUGUCUUCUUGGUACUGUGUGGAUCCUGAAGUGGAGAGAUCUACCAGGAGUUGGAGACAGAAACUUCAGACUUCUGUGAUCACUUCUGUAACCUCAGUACUUUUUUUUUUUUUCUGAAGGUUAUGAUCAUUUAUUGUUACUGGAGUACAGAAAAAAAUUUCUAAGUGACUUUAUGCAAACAUUUUUAGUAAUGGAGGUAAGAAUUUUUUCAAAUAGCAAAUGUAUACUAAAGUUUAAAGCUUGAAGUUGCCUUCCAAAAUGAGAUGUCCAUAUAGGGGAUAUUGUGAGCUUUGAAGUUAAGUAUUUUAUGGAAAAAAGUUAAUAAAUAAUCACAUGGUUUACAUUUACGCAGUUACUAUGCAUGCAGCGUGAUGCACAUUUUCAUAGAAUCCAGGCUUUUUAAAGUAACUCUUUUUGCUACAUAGCUUACAGACUCCUCAAAUAUACUUGGCGUAUUGGUUCUUUCUGCUCUUGUAACAAGAAAAAUGUAAAUUGAAGAGUCUAUAUAU